Molecule: messenger RNA, 951 nt
Organism: Lactuca sativa (garden lettuce)
Lineage: Eukaryota; Viridiplantae; Streptophyta; Magnoliopsida; Asterales; Asteraceae
Molecular function (GO): catalytic activity
Source: RefSeq, a predicted model, not a curated record
AUGGCUAGAUCUUUUUGGGGUAAUUAUUCUUUUAUGCAUGCUUUCUCUCCUUCUCGUGCAGCUUCCGGGGGUAUUCUAGCUAUUUGGGAUGUGGAUUUGAUUUCUCAUAAUCAUGUUUCAGUUCAUGAUGGUUUUGUUGUUAUUGAAGCAGUUUGGGUUCGUUCGGGCCUCCAAGUGAACUUUAUUGUUGUUUAUGCUCCUCAAGGGUUAAGUAAAAAAAGACUUCUUUGGAUUGAUAUUUAUAAUUUUAUAUCUAAUUCUUCGGGGGAAUGCAUUAUUAUGGGUGAUUUCAAUGAAGUUAGGGAUGAAUCCGAGAGAAUGGGGUCGAAAUUCUAUAUGUUUUCUGCUAGAGUUUUUAAUGAUUUUAUUAACUCUCUUAACCUGGUGGAUGUUCCUUUGGGUGGUCCUAGAUUUACUUGGAGCGAUAAAUGGGGUUCCAAAUUUAGCAAGCUUGAUAGAUUUUUGGUUACCGAGGGUUUUUUGGAGUUUUUUCCUCACCUUUCAGCUAUGGUCUUGGAUAAGAAUAUUCCAGAUCGUCGCCCUAUUCUUUUAUUGGAGCAUCGGGUGGAUUAUGGUCCGACACCUUUUCGAAUAUUUCAUUCUUGGUUUGAUAUGGAGGGGUUUGAUGAUAUAGUUCGGGAGACUUGGGCUACCUCGGUGGUGGAUUUGGAUUUGACUAACCCUUGGGUUAUUUUUAAGAAAAAACUACAGUUUCUUAAAUCUAAAAUCAGGGAGUGGAACUCUAAACACUGGGACAUGGCGGCUAGUAAAAGGAAGAACUUGCAAGAUUUAGUAGAGCCUAUCGAUGUUAGACUCAUGGAGGAUGAAGGCUCGGCUACAUUGAGAGAGCAAAGAGUUUCUUUAUUAAAGGAGAUUUCGGAUCUUGAUCAUUUAGCUCAAGUUGAUCUUGCUCAAAAAGCUAAAAUUCAGUGGGGGCAUCGAAGGGGAUGA